This is a messenger RNA of Pseudogymnoascus verrucosus, 2529 nucleotides long. RefSeq lists its product as uncharacterized. The record is from RefSeq and is a predicted model, not a curated record. The coding region runs from base 265 to 2010 and encodes 581 amino acids. Gene Ontology annotation, cellular component: P-body. NCBI's taxonomy places the organism in Eukaryota, Fungi, Ascomycota, Leotiomycetes, Thelebolales, Thelebolaceae. Gene Ontology annotation, biological process: cytoplasmic stress granule assembly; P-body assembly. The transcript has 4 exons. Gene Ontology annotation, molecular function: mRNA binding.
CUUGGCACCGCGGAAUCCACCACCGCGCACAAACUUCACCACCCAAGCCCGCCAGAGACGAGAGAGAUCCACUGUGACAACCUCCUCCCUCUUCCUUCAACACCACUCAACGUUCGAUCUUCACCAGUCUUCAAUCUAUACGUUUUCGGACCCGGCGCGAUCAUACUACUUUCUUCUUUUCUCGCUCUGAUUUGAUUUCAGAUCGCUUGAUAUAGUACUGCCCCGUUUCUUUUUGCGCUGAGGAGCGGCGCGACCUAGUUCGACAUGUCCGAGUUCAUCGGAUCACGCAUAUCCCUUGUUUCGAGGAGUGAUAUUCGCUAUGUAGGCACUUUGCAUGAGAUCAAUUCCGAGACAUCGACCGUUGCACUCGAGAACGUUACAUCUUUUGGUACUGAGGGUCGGAAGGGAAACCCAGACGAAGAGAUUGCGGCGAGCGACAGCAUCUACGAAUACAUUGUCUUCCGUGGCAGUGAUGUCAAAGACUUGCGGAUCGAGGAAGCUCCAGCUGCGAAGGAGAACAAGCCACCACAGGUGCCAAAUGACCCUGCCAUCCUAGGUUCGGGAUCUCGUCCUGUCCAGCAACAGCAGCAAGCGCCACAACAGCCGCCAGCACCUCCAGGGCAAGGUGGACGACAGUUCCAACAGCAGCCAGGGCCGCCACAGAACCAAGGCCAGCAGAACCCAGCCGGUCCUGCGUCCCAACAACAACAACAACAGUACCCUCCUCAGUUCUACCCUCCCCCAGGCCCAGGACAAUGGGGCCGUGGCGGUCCACUUCCACCUGGAGCUGGAUAUCCUGGCAUGCCUUAUCCUCCACCUCCACCAGGGUGGUAUCCUCCCCCAGGACAAGGAUUCCCCCAGCCAGGCCCGUUCCCGUACGGCCCAUAUGGUCCAUUUCCCCCAGGACCUCCAGGAGGACCCCCAGGACCACCUGGCCCACCAAACCAGCAAUUCCCGCAGCAGAAACCUGCGCCAAUCGGUCCAGGUGGAAGGCAACAGACAACACCCGGUCCCACGGAUAAGUCUGUUGAGCCAAAGAGCCUAGGCGGCCAGGCCCCAGCUGCUCCAGGGCCCCAUGCGAAGGGGCCAAAGCAACAACAGGCACCUGUCGAGUUGAAGGGGUCGCCUGUCCAAGCCCCAGCUCCUAAGGAGGCUCCAGCUGCCACAACUGGCCCUGCUGCUCCCGCUGCUACCAAGACCGCUCCAACUGGACCUAAGGGCGGCAGGAUCCCACCUGCGGUCCCACUUGCAAGCCCAAGUGCUGCUAAAGCCCAUGCUGCGACCACUAGCAAAGCCCCCGCCCCAGCAGUCAAUGUUCUCGCUCGCUCUGCUGUCGAAGAUGCUACUCAAGCUGCCACCGCAGCGGUCGCCGCGGCCAUGGCCAAGCUUCCCCCUGUCGAGGGUCAGCACCAGAACGGUAAUGCCAUUGACAACCUGACCAGAAAGGUCAACGAAAUGAGAACAAACGACACGAUCCGUGCUCCCCGUCAACCAGGCGUCGGCGGGUUUGGUGGACGCGGUGGUGCGUCGCGAGGCCGUGGAGGACCUCGCCAGGAGGCCCGCAAGGUUGAGGUCCCCAAGGACGAUUUUGACUUCGAAUCAUCCAACGCCAAGUUCAACAAGCAAGAUCUGGUCAAGGAAGCGAUUGCUGGCACUUCGCCUGCCGAAAGCCCAAUUGAGGAGGCAGCACCAGAGACGGCGGCAACAGGGUCCUACAACAAGUCGUCUUCCUUCUUUGACGACCUGUCCAGCGAAAGCAAGGACCGCGCAGAGGGCGACUCCACUGGCAGGCGCCCAGGUGGCCGCGAAUGGCGCGGUGAGGAGCAGAAGAAGAACUUCGAGACCUUCGGACAGGGCAGCGUCGAUAAUGGGUACCGAGGUGGUUUCCGCGGCCGAGGACGCGGACGCGGCGGCAUGAGAGGUCGCGGACACUUUGGCGGAAACGGACAGCCCGGCGCACGCGGCGGGCGCGGUGCGCAUCGCGGAGGAGCCCAGGAGGGCGGCCUAUAACUCGCGACAUAGGAGUUUUCAACGUUUUCUACCGAUGUCGACGGAAUGACGGACGGUGUAUCAACAGACUCUUUACGGCGGACAAAAAUCUGAAAUAUCUGGAAAAAGACAGCGCGUUUUUCUUCACAUGUCUCGUUCUUUAUGCUUUUGCUUGCCGCGCUUUUACUCGCUCGGCAUUGGCUCGCUGUGUCUACCGUGGGGAUUUUUCAAAGGAGUCUUGUGGGAUACCAAGAUUACGAUUGUAGUGUGGAUUUAUCUACACAUUUUUUUUUCUUUCAUAUUGUUGUACUACAAGCAUUACGACUCGCAUGAUACGGUUCAUGAUGGAAUCUGGGUGGCCUGGCGGCAGGUCAUGGCCAAGGAUCGGAUCGAGGAUGGAUAUGGCCAGUAGAUGGAUCUCUGUUACGGGGCCUUCGUUAUGACGGCUGGUUUGCAUAAAAAUGGAGGUGAAAGGGGGGUUUGGUUUGAUAGAGACUUGCAGCUAGAUACUGCAGAGCAUAGUCGAAUAAUAAAUGCGUC